Apiotrichum porosum is the source of this 426-nucleotide messenger RNA. RefSeq lists its product as uncharacterized. The transcript is spliced from 3 exons. The record is from RefSeq and is a predicted model, not a curated record. NCBI's taxonomy places the organism in Eukaryota, Fungi, Basidiomycota, Tremellomycetes, Trichosporonales, Trichosporonaceae. The coding region runs from base 1 to 426 and encodes 141 amino acids.
AUGGCUCGCACACGCCCAGCACCGCCCCCGCCUAUCCCCGUCCGUCUCGGCGGCGUGGCACGCUACGACAACAUGCCUGCUCGUGGACCACUCGGUCUCCGCCGCUGGUUCUGGAAGAAGGGUGUCCAGAUUGACGCGCACCUUUCCUUUGCAAUGCUCGAGUGGUGGGAGGCGGUUAUCGUCGCCCUCAUCGUGCUCCCCAUCACGGCACUGUUCUGGUACUCGGCCUUCACCUACUUCCCCGCGCACGUCCGCUACAUUUCCAAGCGGUUCAGCUACUAUGUCUUUGAGGACGAGAACGUCGACGCGUUCGCCCGGUUCCGUGCCUACGUCGCCGAGUGCCUCAACGUCUUGUGGCUCUCGCUUCGCGGCGCCGCUGCUGGGGCCGCGCCCUCUGCGGUCACAGGCAGCCACGGAGAGCUUUAA